Messenger RNA from Cyprinus carpio (common carp), 970 nucleotides. RefSeq names its product LHFPL tetraspan subfamily member 3 protein-like. The record is from RefSeq and is a predicted model, not a curated record. Gene Ontology annotation, biological process: sensory perception of sound. The transcript has a single exon. The coding region runs from base 509 to 943 and encodes 144 amino acids. Gene Ontology annotation, cellular component: plasma membrane. Lineage: Eukaryota; Metazoa; Chordata; Actinopteri; Cypriniformes; Cyprinidae.
AUUUAACCUAGAUCUAGAUUUCAUCCAGAUCUAACCAGAAUCCAGUAUCAAUCCAAAUAGGAUCUGAAUCCAGAAAGGACCUAAAUCUGGACUGAAUCCAAACAGGACCUGAAUCCAGCUAGAACCUAAAUCUAGAUUCAAUCCAGAUCGCACCAGAAUUCAGACUCAAUUCAGAUAGGAGCUUAAACCAGAUAGGACUGAGUUCAGUUUGAAUCCACUGUGGAUCUGAAUCCAAACUGAAUCCAGAAAGAACCUUAAUUUAGAUUCAAUCCAGAUCAGAUCAGAAUUCAGACUCAAUUCGGAUAGGAGCUCAAUCCAGAUAGAACUGAGUGCAGUUCAAAUCCACUGUGGAUCUGAGUCCAAACUGAAUCAAGAUAGAACCUUAAUCUAGAUUCAGUCCAGAUAGGAUUUAGGCCUGAGAACUGAAUCCAGACUAAAUAAAGGUUAAACCUAAUCAUCCAUAGGGGACCUGAGUCCUAUUUAAAUCCAAAAAGUACUGAAUCCAUCUAUGAUCCCUGCGACACCUGCAGCAAUGCUCCCAGCCACGGAGGCAGCCAAGAUCUACCAGACCAACUAUGUCAGGAACUCUCGUGCCAUCGGGGUCCUGUGGGCCAUCUUCACCAUCCUCUUCGCCAUCGUCAACGUGGUAUGUUUUGUUCAGCCCUACUGGAUCGGGGACGGCAUGGACACACCACAGGCUGGCUACUUUGGCCUCUUUCACUACUGCAUCGGAAGCGGGAUAUCCCGGGACCUGACGUGCCAGGGGACCUUCACAGAGUUUAGCUCCAUCCCGUCUAGCGCCUUCAAAGCUGCGUCCUUCUUCAUUGGGAUGUCCAUGGUGCUGGUCCUCUCCUGCAUCGGCUGCUUCGCCUUCUUCUUCUUCUGCAGUACAGCCACUGUGUAUAAGAUCUGCGGGUGGAUGCAGCUGGCAGCAGGUGAGUGAGUGACUGUGCAUCAUUUGGAGGUUUCC